Oryza sativa Japonica Group (Japanese rice) is the source of this 3033-nucleotide messenger RNA. Lineage: Eukaryota; Viridiplantae; Streptophyta; Magnoliopsida; Poales; Poaceae. The record is from RefSeq and is a predicted model, not a curated record.
ACACACAAACAAACACGGAGACGCGACGCGACGCGACGCCUCGCUCUCUUCCUCCUCCUCUUGUCUGAUCCGACGCCGUCGCCGGAGCAGCUGCGGGAGGGAUGGACGACGACGACAGCGGGAUCCAGGAGGAGCCUGCACCGCCCCCGCCACCCCCGCCUCCCCCGCCGCCGCCGCCGCCGCUGCGGAGGCUCCUGACGGCGACGCGGUCGGGUGGCUCGAGGUGGGUGGACGGCAGCGAGGUCGGCUCGUCCGAGUCCGCGCCGUGGUCGCUCGACGGUGACCGCUCCCUCCGCCUCUCCGUCGACUCCGCCGCCUCCGCCGGUGGCGCCAGCGGAGGCGGAGGCGGAGGCGGGCCGCUCUCGCGUGCGUCCUCCGGCGCGUUCCGGCGGCGCUUCGGGAAGCAGCCGAGGCGGGUCGACUCCCUCGACGUCGAGGCCAUGUCCGUCCGCGGCGCGCACGGCCACAGCAGCAAGGAGAUAUCAAUGCUGAGCACCGUGGCGAUGGCGUUCCAGACCCUCGGAGUCGUCUACGGCGACAUGGGCACGAGCCCUCUCUAUGUCUUCAGCGAUGUGUUCAGCAAGGUGCCCAUAAAGUCCGAGGUCGAGAUUCUUGGAGCGCUUUCUCUGGUCAUGUACACCAUCGCGUUGAUCCCUUUCGCAAAGUAUGUCUUUAUAGUUCUGAAAGCUAAUGACAACGGAGAAGGAGGCACUUUCGCGCUGUACUCACUGAUCUGCAGGUAUGCAAAAGUUAGUCUGCUUCCGAAUCAGCAACGUGUGGAUGAGGAUAUUUCUAGCUUUAGGCUUAAGUUGCCUACCCCUGAGCUUGAGCGAGCUCUAUCUGUCAAAGAAUCCCUUGAAAAGAAUCCAGUCUUCAAAAACAUUCUUUUGUUCUUGGUUCUGAUGGGAACUUCUAUGGUAAUCGGGGAUGGCAUUCUCACUCCAUCGAUGUCAGUUAUGUCUGCUGUCAGUGGUCUGCAAGGUCGAGUUCCUGGAUUUGGGACAGAUGCUGUUGUAAUCGUUUCGAUCCUGUUUCUUGUACUAUUGUUCAGCGUACAGAGGUUUGGAACUGGGAAAGUUGGUUUCAUGUUUGCUCCUAUUUUGGCACUGUGGUUUAUUAAUUUGGGAACCAUUGGAAUUUACAACUUGGCUAAAUAUGAUAUAUCUGUUGUGAGAGCAUUCAAUCCAGUGUAUAUCUAUUUAUUUUUCCAGACGAAUGGUAUAAAGGCAUGGUCAGCUCUUGGUGGUUGUGUCUUGUGCAUCACAGGAGCUGAAGCAAUGUUUGCAGAUCUGGGGCAUUUCUCUGUGAAAUCAAUACAGGUAGCAUUCACAGCUGUGGUAUUCCCUUGUUUGCUUAUCGCUUACAUGGGCCAAGCUGCAUAUUUGAUGAAAUAUCCAUUUGCUGUAGAAAGAAUAUUUUAUGAUUCUGUACCAGAAAUUCUUUUCUGGCCAGUAUUUGUGAUUGCUACACUUGCUGCUAUGAUUGCCAGCCAAGCUAUGAUAUCAGCAACUUUCUCUUGCAUAAAGCAGGCCAUGGCUCUUGGUUGCUUUCCUAGAAUUAAAAUAAUUCAUACAUCCAAGAAAGUCAUGGGCCAGAUUUACAUUCCUGUUAUGAAUUGGUUUCUCAUGGUCAUGUGCAUCAUCAUUGUUGCCACUUUCAGGAGUACCAACGACAUUGCCAAUGCUUAUGGUAUUGCUGAAGUUGGAGUUAUGAUGGUUAGCACUGCACUGGUUACGUUGGUGAUGCUUCUUAUAUGGCAAACCAAUUUGUUCCUCGUUAUGUGCUUCCCUGUUAUUUUUGGUUCUGUGGAGUUUGUUUACUUAACAGCCGUUCUGUCAAAGAUACAAGAAGGAGGAUGGUUACCUCUGGCUUUCUCAUCAUUGUUCCUCUGCAUAAUGUACACAUGGAACUACGGAAGUGUGUUGAAGUACCAGAGCGAGAUGCGUGGGAAGAUUUCCCUGGACUUUAUCCUUGACCUGGGAUCCACGCUUGGCACAGUAAGAGUUCCAGGGAUUGGUCUUGUGUACAAUGAGCUGGUCCAGGGAAUUCCGUCGAUCUUUGGCCAUCUUUUGGUCACACUCCCAGCAAUGCACUCUACGAUUGUCUUCGUUUGCAUAAAGUAUGUUCCUGUCCCAUAUGUCCCAUUUGAAGAAAGGUUCUUGUUCCGAAGGAUUGGCCAAAAGGACUACCAUAUGUUCCGUUGUGUUGCACGGUAUGGUUACAAGGAUGUCAGGAAAGAGGAACAUGGCUUCUUUGAGCAGCUUUUGGUUGAAACCCUGGAGAAAUUUUUGAGGAAGGAAUCCCAGGAAAUGGCACUUGAAGCAAGCGCAAUGGCAGUAGAGCGUGACGAUGUUUCUGUUGUAUCUGAUAUCCCUUCAUCUCCUGUUGAGGCUGGGGAUCUACAUGUUCCACUGCUUUCUGAUCAGAGGCUGGGUGAUGGCACCCAAACAUUCAUCACCGAAGGCAAUACACCUGUGCUUCCCACGAGUUCCAUCUCAGAAGAAGACCCCAGCUUGGAGUAUGAGCUGGAGUCACUGAGAGAAGCCAUAGCUUCUGGAUUCACAUACCUCUUGGCACACGGUGACGUGAGGGCGAGGAAGGAAUCGUUCUUCACGAAGAAGUUCAUCAUCAAUUACUUCUACGCGUUCCUCAGGAGGAAUUGCAGGGCUGGAACCGCAACCUUGAAGGUCCCUCACUCGAACAUUAUGCGUGUCGGGAUGACAUACAUGGUGUGAUUGGGGCUUUGCAAGAUUAUGUGUUAGUGCUGCAAGAUUGUUCCUUUUUUUUUCUUUCUUUCUUUUUUACCAUGUAUUGGAUGGAAUCGUACACCAGCUGCUAGUUUUAGGGGCUGUACUGCAGUGAUGAGCAAAAUCACUACUGCUGCUGGCCAACUGCUCAGCAUUUUAGUCCGCAGAAUUGGCCUUAUAUGUGCUCACUUUUCAGUGAAUUUGUGCCAAGUUGUUUAUGUGGUAUUCAUGGAGAUUGUAUUUGUAGCAAGAGCAAUGCAAUCUGAGUUGAUCUCUGCCACCCUGA